Cajanus cajan (pigeon pea) is the source of this 1800-nucleotide messenger RNA. The record is from RefSeq and is a predicted model, not a curated record. NCBI's taxonomy places the organism in Eukaryota, Viridiplantae, Streptophyta, Magnoliopsida, Fabales, Fabaceae.
AUGGCAAAUAUCCGAAGGCAAAGAGAGGUCGAUGCUCGAGAGAUGGCCGAAUUACUUCGGCAAAAUGCCGAGCUCCAGAGCCUGAAUCAAACGAAUGUGCCGUCUACUCCCACACUAGCGGAAGAGUCCGCUUAUCACGCCCCAACCGACCAGGUCACUCGGACUCUGGCGACAUCUUUAAUAGCCAACAAGGCCGAUACAUCCGGCCAUUCCCUGAGGCACCCUUUCUCCAGACGAAUAAUGGAAGCAACUUUACUGGACCAUUGGAAGAGCAUGCCAAUCGAGAAGUACGAUGGUUCGACCGACCUCGAGGAGCACUUGAAUGUUUUCUUGACUCAGGCAACUCUCUCCACUCAAGACGACUCGGCAUUGUGUCGAAUAUUCCCCACGUCACUGAAAGGGAGGGCUCUAAGCUGGUUCACCAGACUGCCGACUUCUUCCAUCGACUCGUUCACCGAGUUGUCAUCCCAGUUUACUUUGCAAUUUGCCACGAGUAAUCCGUACAGGACCACCUCGUUAGCCUUAGCGGGGGUCCAUCAAGAGAAGAAGGAAAGCCUGAGGAGUUUCAUGGACCGAUUCAACAAGAUCGCAAUGGAGAUUGGUGAUCUCAACCCUGCCGUGGCCUUGGACCGGGCCAAGGUGCUGGAGCAGGCUCUUGCGUCGGAGAUUUUGGUGAUACCAAAGAGGGCGAACACUCCUCCGAGAGCCGACAAGGCUAAAACUUGCCGAUUCCACCGAAAUCGAGGCCAUUCAACAGAGGAGUGCUCGACAUUAAAAGACAAACUUGAAGACCUUAUCAAGCAGGGUCACCUUAGGAACUUCGUCUCAUCCCAAGACCACCGACCAAGAGGGAGAGAAAAAUACCCUCGAAGAACGUCGUCACCCGGGGAACGACGCCGUCGAUCUCGGUCUGUUGAAAGGAAAGACCACCCCCGGAGCUCGCGAGACGACAAUGAUCGCCCGAGGAAGAUAAUAAAUACAAUUGCAGGAGGCUUCGCCGGGGGAGGCUCUACGUCCUCUGCGCGGAAAAGACACCUCCGGGCGGUACGGUCAGUGAACAGCGUUGAUCGGCCGAAGACACCGAAAAUGCCGCCGAUAACUUUUUCAGACCAAGAUUUCUGGGGUAUCGACCCGGUCCAGGACGACCCCAUGGUAAUCUCCGUCGAAAUGCAUAAUUGCAUUGUGAAGAAGACCCUGGUCGACCAAGGAAGCUCCGCCGACAUCUUGUAUUGGAACACUUUCGUGCAACUAGGAAUCCCUGAGGAGAGCUUAGAGCCGUAUCAUGAGCCCCUGGUCGGCUUCUCGAGUGAGCGAGUGAUGACAAGGGGAUGCAUUGACCUGUACACCCACUUUGGUUUCGAUCAAAGGUCUUUCCGAGAGAUCAAAAUCCGAUACAUAGUGGUGCAUGCAAAUACGUCAUACAACAUUCUCCUAGGGAGACCGUCGAUCAAUGCGUUAGGGGCCAUCGUUUCGACGCCUCAUCUGUGUAUGAAGUUUCCGUCGAGGGAUGGGCAAGUUAUCACCGUGCAUGCCGACCAAAAAACCGCAAGGGAGUGCUAUCUCUCUAGUUUGAGAGUGCAGCCUAUUGCCGAGCCGUCGACCACAAAGAUAGGCGUGAACGUGGUCGCACAAGGGAUAGCCGAGGGUAUUGACCUCGAUCCUCGGUUAGGAGAGGAAGAGUGGAUCGAGGCGGCUGAAGACCUCGUCUCAUUUCAGCUCGGUCGGUUACCUGAGCAAAUCACGCGCCUUGGAUCCCAAUUGAGAGAGAUCGAUGCGAGCCGGGUUAAACGAGCAGUUUGA